ACAGCUAGAUGUCCAACAGUUAGUCCAACUUAUUUUUAUGUUUUUAUAGUUUGCGGUUACAGUUCGAUCAAAGUAUUGACCUUGCGAACUCCGAUAUCGUAAAUAUAAUAGCUGUUUUACGAAUAACAAACUCAUAACUGUUUCAAUUUUCGAGAAGUUUCUACAAAUAGAAUUAAAAAAAAUGUUAAAUAUAGUUACGGUCAAUACAAACCCUUAUGAGGGACAAAAGCCGGGAACCAGCGGUCUCAGAAAAAAAGUCAAGGUUUUCCUCCAAGAUAAUUACACAGAAAACUUUAUCCAAAGUAUUUUAGACGCAAAUAAAGGGUCGCUAGAAGGGUGUACGUUGGUUGUCGGAGGCGACGGCAGAUAUCUGGUCAAGGAGGUCGUAGACAAAAUUAUCAAGAUCUGCGCCGGUAAUGGGGUGGCUAAACUGCUCAUUGGUCAAAAUGGCCUCCUCUCAACUCCUGCUGUUUCUUGCAUAAUAAGGAAAUAUAAAACAUUAGGUGGUAUAGUACUAACAGCAUCACACAACCCGGGUGGCAUAGACAAUGACUUUGGCAUCAAGUUCAACUGCAGCAACGGCGGUCCCGCGCCCGAUGCCACCACCAACCACAUCUACCAGCUCACCACAACCAUACAGCAAUACAAGAUUGUGCCCGACCUCGUCUGCCCUGUUGAUGACAUUGGUGUGCAGACUUUCAAGGUGGCAAAUCGUGAAUUUGUGGUGGAGGUGAUAGACUCAGUGCGCGACUAUGUGGACUACAUGAAGGAGAUCUUCGACUUUCCGAAGAUCCGCAGCCUGCUGCAGGGCUCCGAGCACCGCAAGCCAUUCAAAGUGCUCAUCGACUCCAUGAGCGGAGUGACGGGUCCGUACGUGAGGCGCAUCUUCGUGAGCGAGCUGGGCGCGGGGGAGGAUGCAGUGCGCCGCGUCACCCCGCUGCAGGACUUCGGCGGCGCUCAUCCUGAUCCCAACCUCACCUACGCCGCCGACCUCGUCAACGAGGUCAAGAACGGGGACUACGACUUCGGAGCCGCCUUCGACGGAGACGGUGACCGCAACAUGAUAAUCGGUCGCGACGCGUUCUUCGUGACGCCGUCGGACUCGCUGGCGGUGCUGGCGGCCCAGCUGCACCGCAUCCCGUACUUCGCCCGCGUCGGCGUGCGGGGCUUCGCGCGCAGCAUGCCCACCGCCGCCGCAGUCGACAGGGUCGCCCGCAAGCUCGGCAAGGAGAUGUUCGAGGUGCCCACCGGGUGGAAGUACUUCGGCAACCUGAUGGACGCGGGGCGGCUGUCGCUGUGCGGCGAGGAGAGCUUCGGCACCGGGUCGGACCACAUCCGGGAGAAGGACGGCGUGUGGGCGGCGCUGGCCUGGCUGUCAGUGCUGGCGGACAGCGGCGCCUCCGUGGAGGAGACGCUGCUGCGGCACUGGCGGGAGUUCGGUCGCAACUACUUCGCCCGCUACGACUACGAGGAGUGCGCCGCGGAGCCCUGCGCGCGCAUGAUGCGGGACCUCGAGGAGAAGAUCACCGCGCCCGGCUUCGUGGGGUCCAGCCUCUCCUCCGGCGACAGGAGGUACUCGGUGCAGGCGGCGGACAACUUCUCGUACACGGACCCGAUAGACGGCAGCGUGGCGACGGGCCAGGGUCUGCGCGUGGUGUUCGCCGACGGGUCGCGGCUCGUGCUGCGUCUCAGCGGCACCGGCAGCGCGGGCGCCACGGUGCGUCUCUACGCGGAGGCCUACGAGCCGGCGGAGGCGGGGGCGGAGGCGGAGGCGCUGCGUCGUGACGCACGCCAUGCCCUGCAGCCGCUGCUGGACCUCGCCCUGCAUCUCACACAGCUGCAUCACUACACCGGCAGGGACCGCCCCACUGUCAUCACCUAGACCUCCCCCACCAUCACCAUCUCACCACCUCACCACCUCACCACCUCACUAGCGCUGGCAGUUGGCCUGGACCUAAGUCAAACUGAUUUACUUCACGGGAUAAGCUUCACGUUUUAAAUGUCAAACUUUGCUAAAGAAUCAAAACGUUUUUUCUCUUCAUUUAAUAAUCCAAAACAUUCUCCAUGUUCGCUGAGCAAAUGAUUUAUCAAAUCUGAAAAUGUACAUCCGAAUUCUAAUUAAUUUAAAAUUCAUCAAAAUAUUAUUUAGCGUAUAAACAAUUUAAUGAAAAUACCAAAGAAAGGGAAAAGACAAAUAGAACAUACGUAUUAUAUUAAUGUUGUAAACAAAACAAACAAACAUUAUUUUUGUUUAUUUUACAUGAGAUUUAGAAAUAAUGAGCCGUACAAAAGCUGUUAUAUUUAAUUUUUACAACUAUUAUAUUAAAUUAUUUUAUAUUGUUCAGAGUUAUUGUUAUCAAAGUGUAA
Messenger RNA from Papilio xuthus (Asian swallowtail), 2367 nucleotides. It is a transcript of the gene Pgm1, whose product is annotated as phosphoglucose mutase 1. The coding region runs from base 182 to 1882 and encodes 566 amino acids. The record is from RefSeq and is a predicted model, not a curated record. Gene Ontology annotation, cellular component: cytosol. NCBI's taxonomy places the organism in Eukaryota, Metazoa, Arthropoda, Insecta, Lepidoptera, Papilionidae. The transcript is spliced from 7 exons. Gene Ontology annotation, molecular function: magnesium ion binding; phosphoglucomutase activity. Gene Ontology annotation, biological process: carbohydrate metabolic process.